GGACUUAUGUUAUAAAUUUCAACAUGCAGUGGUGUUAACAUCUUCAAUUGUAUCUCAAAAUACUGUAUUUUAUCACUUUUUGUGAGACAAAGGAACAUUUUAAAGAUGUCAGAAAGCAGUGUUUCCCUGAUGGAGUUUAUGGAUACAGGUAUUGAUAUAGAUGAUGUGGACAGCGUGUCAAGUUACAAAGUUCUUCCUCCCGUCCAAACUUAAGACCUAUGCUCCUCACAUCUCGGGCAGCCACUCAAAGAGCCCUACCAAGCGAGCCCUGUACCGAAACCAGGAGGAGUCCAUGCAUUCUACAGCCUACUUCGACUACCCCACAGAAAAACCCUUCAUCAACGACAAUUACCAAGAUAAUCCGGACAAAUUGGUGUCUACAUCACCUGAAAACAACAGACUAGCUGUGAUAUCGGCCUUGAAAAAUUUGCGAGAAAAAAUCAGGAAGCUCGAGACAGAGAGGGCUGCAGCAGAAACAAAUUUGAAAAGUUUGGCAGCAGAAACGCAUAGAUACAAAGACAUCUUUUCAAAGGAGCCAGAAAAUGUGGAGCCAACACAGACUAUCAUGUCUCAACAGUCCCAAGAAUUGGAGUCCCAGCUGACGGCAGCUGAGACACGGAGUGGACUGCUAGAGAAACAACUUCAACACAUGAGAAAGUUGGUGGAAAAUGCUGAGUCGGACAAACGUGACACAGCCACCAAGUCAUCGCUUUUACAGGAGAGGCAGCAGCGUCAGGAGGAGUUUCAUAAACCAUCCAUAACCUUUGACCCCCAGGCCGAAAAAAUCAGUUACCUGGAGCGAGAACAGCUCAAGUUGACAGCAACUCAAACACUAGCAGAGGGUAAAAUCCGAGACUUGGAGGAAAAGAUUAAAGAAGAAAGGCACCAAAGACAGCUAAUGUCAGAAAAAACAGCUGUGCUUGAGACAGAGGCACAAACAAACAGAAUACUGAUGCAUGCUGGAGGAUUAAAUGAGAAACGACCAACAUCAGCUCGGACUAAGAAAGUAAAGAAAAAGAAAAAAUCAGCUUCCAACAAAAAGCAGAAGACACAACCCGUUGAGCCGGAGCCAGAACGGCGCCGAGAGGCACUCAAGCAUUACAGACUUAACCUCGCUGACAUUCCUUUUGUAGCUGGCAAGUCCUCUACCCCUAGUCAUUCUGUUGGUGCUAAUGUCCAGCGUGUGUUAUCGCUAAUGAAGUCACACAACAUGGCCCUGUGUUCUGCUGACCAGUGUGAUACUCAGAGGUCAUCCAGUACAUCAUCCGGGUCAAGUUCUGACGGCCUGGACCACGACCUUGCCGAACUCUUGCUACAACUUCAGGACGAGUUUGGCCAGAUGAGUGUGGAGCAUCAGGAACUGUCGAAGCAGAUAAAUGAGGUGACAGAUUCACGGGUUCGUGAGGACCUGGAGCGGGAAUUAGACUCCCUAGUGGGGCGCAUGGAGUCCAAAAGUCAGCAGAUAUCAAAAGUCAGGAGGCACCAAGAUAAGGUACUACAGCUUGACCUGAAAAAGAAGAAAAAGAAAAGUUCAGAUAAUUCGAAGAAAAUACAACGACCAAAAUCAGCAAACACCAAUUAUACACAAACAGCAUCUGAAGUAGAAGUGACGACCACUAUAAAAACGAAGGGACGUGGGGCGGGUCUAGUACACGUACGGCCGACUAGUGGUCGCGAGGUCUCACUCAAUGUGUUAAAGGACAUGCGCAAGUUACAAACGACGUUACGACGAGAUGAUCUCCAUUGGGAAUAACACUAGAUCUUUGUUAUACAUGUUUACAACUUGUCCUGUGUUCUGAUUUUGGUUCUUUUUGUGAGAUAUCAUGAAAAAUACAAUGUAGUUGAAAUGUUUAGGUUGAAAGUGUAAUGUUUUUUCAAAGAACACUGUGAAAAGUGUUUGACAAACAUCUUGUCAAAUAUGUAUUGCAGUAUUUUUGACAAAAUUUAGACUUAUUAAUUACCCCUUUUUCAUCCCUAGAAUAAAAGUAAUCAAAAUCUUGCCUUUUUUUUAUGGUUGAUAAACUCCAGUAAUGAUUUCUCACAAGAAAACCCAGAAGAUUUGUCGGUAUGUAAGUGUUGUGUGUCUGUGAAGAAGUUAAGACAGGAAACCUUAUCCUUGCCGAGUGUGUUUUGUCCAUGUGUACCUAAUAAAUAUCCAUUUGUCUUUGUAUCAAACUUAUAUGUUUAAAUUAUACUCAUAGUACAGUAAAAACCUCAUUAGUCAAGGCAUUUAGUGUCUGUUGUAUAAAUUCUAGACAAAUGCAGCUUUCAGAUUAUCAAAAACAAGAAAAUAAGAUUUAUAUGUGACGAGUUAAUAAAGUGAGAGCAGCUUUAGAAUUUCCAAGGUUAUAAAAUAGGGUUAAAUGUUGUACUUGGAACUGUUAUACAGAAAUCAGUUACCACAGGGACAUGGCACAGAUCCUUAUCGUGGGCCAUAUCUAUAUAUUAUUACCUUGAUAUAUAUUGUUCCAAGUCCCUGUGUCAGUUACUUUAUAAGCUAAAUCUCUCAAAUCGAAUGCAUUCUCCUUAUACCAAAUAUGUGUAUACUCCGAUAUGAAUAUUUAAUCAUGACAAAACUAUAUCUUUUGAAAACUUAAGUCAUCCUGGAAAUGAUUUCGUGAUAAUGUGAUAUAGGUAUAUUGGAGCAAUAUUGAAUAACCAAGAACAUUUUCAAAUUGGGUUUGGGUUACAGAUUUUCAGAUUUAAAAAAAUCGUUUUUUAUUUUUUCAAUGCAGGUGUAUGUAAAAAAUUUUUUUAUUAAAAUAAAGAAUUAGGAAAUUUUAAGAAGAAACAAAAUCUGCAUACUGUGUGUAAAUAUGACGAUAUAAUCAAAAUAUACACAAUGUUGUUCUCCAAUAUUCCACUUACCAGAUUUGCAUUUCAAUUAUAAUAGAACUGUAUUGGAUGUUUAAAACCUCUGAUAUAGAUCUUUUUUUACUCUGUUGUAAAGUUGGAAUCGAAAGGUUGUCACUAAAAAUGUUGGAAAUGUCUUUCAACAUCCAUCACAGAAAAUUAAUAAAAGGACCUGUAUGGAAGAGUGCUCAAAAGUAUACAUGUACACAUAUUUGCAGUACAACGACAAUUUACUUAAUGUGGAUAUUGUGCAUUGUACUAAAUAUGGAAGCAUUGUCCAUUUAUUAUGCAAGUACUUCUCCAUAAAUACCUUCAAAAUACAAGAGUUAUAUUCAUUUGAUGUGUAACCCUGGUAAAUGUUAGAUGCAAUAAACUGCUCUUCUCUUGAGCUCGAUCAGUUGAACGUAAGACUUAAAGUCAGAAGUGCGGGGUACAAAUACGAUCUCCGCACAGAUGAGAUAACUUUUAUGGUUUUUGAAAAUAACGUUAAUUGGUCGAGUUGUUGUCUGUGGGUAUACCUGUUUUAUAAAGUGUCGCAUACUCCUCUAUCCCAAACGACAUUUUUACACUGGCCACAAGGAUUCAUGUUUGCUUCGAACAAUAAGUGAUAUUUCAACGAUUCAUCUUGCCUACUUUUGUGAAAAUGAACAUGCAAGUCUGUGAUAAUUGUUUAGUGUUCAUUUACAAAUUUUUCAUUAAAAAACAUAACUCAAUAACAUAAUUCGAAAUCGAAAUCAAGCCUGUACAUGAAUAUUACAUUAUGUAGUAUGGUCAGUUAGAGUGAUUAUUCAUACUUAUUCUAAAGGUUAAUUCAGUGAAAUAUCUACCCCACCCCAGGACUCCAGGUUUGGUUAAAGGGUACCACCUAUAGAAUUUAUUUAGUAGAUUACAUAGAGAUAAUAGGAAGGAAUUCCAACCACGGAUAGAAGUCCUGGGGUCAGGUAGAUGUUUUAAUGGAACAGCCCUAAUUGACCAUUCUUAUAUAAAAGUAUGACUUCAUUAAAAGUAAUUUUAUUGACAGAAUAUUUUUUUAUAUUCUUAAUGUUGAGUAAUAUUAGGGGAACACAAGUAGGAAACAGAUUUGAUUUACAUGUAGAUGAAGAAUUAUACAUAUUAGUUUUAUUUGCUUGCAGAGAAAAAAUUUGAUUAAUCUGGAUGAGAAAUCUUUGAUAAUACCCCGGUACCUUUUCAUGUUACAUUUUAAUCUGAGAGAGUUUGGAUGAAUAGUAUCAUUCUAUUUCACAUUCCGCAUUGGAAAUCAUCUGUCCUUUACUUGUGUAAUUCCACAUUGGUUAAAAACUGAACUCACAUUCCUAUCAAAUGGCAAACUGUGUAGAUUGGGGUAGCCCUACUGAAUUGUCUGUGAUUCUCAUGUGUAAAUAUUUGUAUAUAGCUGUAUAGUUAUAUCCUAUAAAUCUGAUGUACAUGUAAUGCAAUAAAUAUUUUAUACACUUA
Pecten maximus is the source of this 4308-nucleotide messenger RNA. RefSeq names its product centrosomal protein of 57 kDa-like. NCBI's taxonomy places the organism in Eukaryota, Metazoa, Mollusca, Bivalvia, Pectinida, Pectinidae. The transcript is spliced from 9 exons. The coding region runs from base 161 to 1753 and encodes 530 amino acids. Gene Ontology annotation, cellular component: centrosome. The record is from RefSeq and is a predicted model, not a curated record. Gene Ontology annotation, molecular function: gamma-tubulin binding; microtubule binding; identical protein binding.